AUGACUAAACCGUCUGAACUGCAGUCAAAAUUUCUCCAUCGAACUACCCCCGGACCUCCAUUCCAAACGUGGAAACCAAGUGCCCUUGCACGCAAGACCAUCAAAUUUCCGGUGUUUCCCAAUCAAGGCACACCAACCCAGUCACACCUGCUAUGCCUGGAGAGCCACCCCGUCUACCCCGCUGAGACUCCCAAGGUCCCCAGCCCUGACACCACCUCUUGCCUGAGCUCCACCACCAUCACCGUCACCGUUCCCUACCCCACCGGUACUGGUGUUCCUCCUUCUCCCUACGUUCCUGGCAAGCCUUCCGUCCCUGCUGCUCCUUACCCAUCUAAGCCAGUUGGUGGUGCUCCCUACCCAUCUGUCCCUGCCGGUACCGGUGUCCCCCCUGCUGCUGGCACUGGAUACCCCACCAAGACCGGUGGCUACGUCAAGCCUUCCUCUCCUCCUGAGUUCACCGGUGCCGCCUCUGCUCUCAACGUCGGUGGUUUCGUUGCUGGUGUUGGUGCUUUCGCUGCUUUCUUCUUGUAA
This is a messenger RNA of Bipolaris sorokiniana ND90Pr, 531 nucleotides long. RefSeq lists its product as uncharacterized. The coding region runs from base 1 to 531 and encodes 176 amino acids. The transcript is spliced from 2 exons. Lineage: Eukaryota; Fungi; Ascomycota; Dothideomycetes; Pleosporales; Pleosporaceae. The record is from RefSeq and is a predicted model, not a curated record.